ACAUAUGCACGAUCUUAAUUGUUGAAUUAUUAUGUUUAUUCUUGUGCUACAAUGGAGUACCACUCAGCGUCAAUGCUGAGCGGAUAGCGUUGUUUUCCUUUUUGCUAUCCGUAGGUGAUCAGACAGAUGAACCUAGAGCCGAUCCCAGAAGGCAUUGAGGAGGAGAUGUAUGAUGGCGUGGCUGUCUCUUUAAUCUGCUGAUAUGCUUUAUUUAAUUAACUUUAAUGCUUAUUACGUUUUCGGGCAAGAUCCCAAGUUGUUUGACUUUAAAAAGGCUUCCGCAUUAUUUUAAAUUACUCCGAUGAAUUUUUAUAUGUAUUGAUAGAACGUUUGUUUAAAAUUGUUUUGAAAAUGUCGCAAAUUCGGAUACCAAUUCAGUGACACACCGGUCCGCUGUCUCACGGGUUUGGGUCAUGCGGGUUGGGGUGUUACACUAACACAGACAAUGAGCCUAACUAUUCCUGAGUCUCAACAUGUCAUGUCAUCAGCAGACUGUAGUAUCGGCGAGUACGUUCUUCUCUGGAGCAAAUCCACUUUCCUGUACGUUUUUAGGCUGGUGAUAAUUACUUUUCCAUCAAUGGUCCAGUUUCAGAGUCUAUAUAUAACAAAUUGUGGCAAGAGCGUCUCACAUUCUCACAUUAUGGAAGGAACUUCUCGAGCUCUUCCUAAUACCAUAAGAUUCGUUGGUCUACUUGGUAGUCAUGCUCUUGGUGGCAAUCCAAGGUUCAUGGCUACAGCGGUUGACCUAGGACGGGAAUUGGUAAGGCGAAAAAUCAGGCUUACCUACAGAGGAGGCAACGUUGGCCUACAAGGAGCUGUAGCUUCAACAGUCUAUAAUAAUGGUGGUAGAGUCAGAGGUUUCAUACCAGGGUAUAUAGCAACACGAGGGGUCUAUGGACCAACAUAUGGUGCAGAGUACACCAUCUCCAGCAAUUACUAUAAGUAUUUCGAGAUGAAUCAUAUUGUGGAAGCCUUCAUUGUACUUUCUGGAGGGAUUGACACUAUGGAAGGUUUAUUCACUUUGAUCUCAAGGGCAUCAGAAGGGUUACACAGUAAACCCAUUGGUCUUUUGAACAUUGACGGUCAUUUCAAUAACCUAAUCAAGUUUCAUGGCUUUGAAUCAUAGGAAACUGUUCAUUUCUUCUUUCUUUGUUGAUGAGCUUUUGGACAAACUAGAGUUUUCUAAGACUUUCCUAGGUCCUGGUGCUAGUUAUGACGAGUUUGCAAAUCCUGGAAGGUUGGACUUAGAGUUGCAUUU
Molecule: messenger RNA, 1258 nt
Organism: Cuscuta campestris
Lineage: Eukaryota; Viridiplantae; Streptophyta; Magnoliopsida; Solanales; Convolvulaceae
Source: the annotation of a GenBank genome assembly